UAAUGGAGGAAACAGUUGCGAUCGGCCACACAUUGUUUAAUUCAAACACAAACAAAAACUGUAGUUAGUUUGAGAAAAAUCAAGCAAGAAUGUGCGGCACCUUCGAGGUCCUCGUCACCAAAACCUCCAAGACUACUUCCUCUGAUCUUCAAACCGCAGACAAUAGUAACGGCCACCUCCGACCCAAUGGCGUCGCGCCACAUCAUCAUCACCCUCAACCCCUCGUCUCUCUCGAUCACGGCGAUCCGACAAUGUACGAGUCGUAUUGGGAAAAGGUUGGGCAAAAGUGCAGUGUGACUAUGUCGGGAUUCCAAUCUCUGAGUUACUUCGGCAACGGUAAAACCCUGUGCUGGUUCAUGGAGCAAAAACUGGAGGAUGAGAUCAGGAAGCUGCAUAAAGUGGCCGGCAACGCCGUCGUGGAGGGCCGCCACAUCGUCGUCGGAACAGGAUCAAGUCAGCUCAUUCUUGCAGCGCUCUACGCCCUCGCCGACACCCUAAACCUCCCCAAUCCGGUUGACGUCGUAUCCGCAGCUCCCUACUACUCGUCGUAUCCGGAGAUGAUCGAGUUUCUUCGGACGGGGCUAUUCAAAUGGUCGGGCGAUGCGCGGUGCUUCAACAAGGACGUACCCUACAUUGAAUUCGUCACCUCUCCCAACAAUCCCGACGGCUCCACCAGAGAGGCGGCGGUGAAUCGAGGCGAAUUAGGGAUGCUUGUUCACGACCUCGCUUACUACUGGCCUCAAUACACCGCCAUCACAUCCCCGGCGGAUCACGACCUUAUGCUUUUCACGGCUUCCAAAUGCACCGGCCAUGCAGGAUCCAGAAUUGGAUGGGCGAUUGUACGAGACGAGAAUGUGGCGAGAAAGAUGGUGAAGUUCAUCGAGAUGAACACGAUCGGAGUGUCAAAGGAAGCGCAGCUGAGAAGCGCCAGCGUGAUGGAGUUGAUCUCCCUGAGCUGCACCCAGAAACGCAAGCCCUGCGACGUCGACAAUUUCUUCGAAUACAGCCAACGAGCCAUGGCGGAGAGGUGGAAGAGAUUGAGAGAGGUCGUCGACGGCAGCAGCAACCAACUCUUCAGCCUCCCUAAAUUCCCAGCGCAGUAUUGCAAUUUCACCAGAGAAGUCGCUCAAACAUAUCCUGCUUUUGCAUGGAUGAAAUGCAAAGAGGGAAUAGAUGGGGAGCAGCUGCUUAGAGAGCAUAAAAUAGGAACAAGAAGCGGAAGGCGAUUCGGUUGUGAUGCAGAGUAUGUGAGAAUAAGCAUGCUGAGUAGGGAUGACGACUUUGAUCUGUUUCUUCACAGGCUCUCAACUAUUCAACCCACUGCUAAUGGAAAUUAGGACCUCAAUUUCAACUUUAGCGCAUCAUUUCUUUUUUGGCACCCAUCACCUAUCUAGGCAUUGUGGUUGUGGUGAAGAAGAUAAAAUUACUUUGUUUCAUUUCUUUGCGGCCGAUCCAUCAGCCUCGUGCUGCUUUUUCAUUCAGAUAUUUCAGCUUUUACUGCUUCUAGCUCA
Molecule: messenger RNA, 1511 nt
Organism: Salvia miltiorrhiza (redroot sage)
Lineage: Eukaryota; Viridiplantae; Streptophyta; Magnoliopsida; Lamiales; Lamiaceae
Product: tryptophan aminotransferase-related protein 1-like
Exons: 5
Coding region: 90-1337 (415 amino acids)
Biological process (GO): amino acid metabolic process
Molecular function (GO): transaminase activity; carbon-sulfur lyase activity
Source: RefSeq, a predicted model, not a curated record